UGGACAACACCGGGCACGGAAAUUUUAUUCUAUGGGAUAGGGAAUGUAUUGAGAUUCUGGGGAAAACUUCUGCAUCCCUAAUGGCUGAGGUCGAAAAGAAAACAGGUGAUCCAACCCAUUUUCCAGAAGAUAUUGAAAGCUUGAUUGACAAAAAGGGAAUAUUCAAAAUACAGCUAAAGAAGAGAGGUGAAGAGAAUGCCUAUAAAGGUAGUGUUUCCCUUGGAGUUGUUAGUAUGAUUCGAGAUCCUAAUGUGCUGGCAAUGUAUGAAGGAAAUCAUGAGCAAUUGGUAUCAAAUGAAAGCCAUGAGUGUACUCCAGAGAAGAUUGGUUCAUGUUCAAACUUGGAAGGAAACGACAACUCGAUAAGAGAGAAGUCUUCUGUUACUAAGGGCAAGGGAAAACGGAUUUCAGCUGAGAAGGAGGUUACUGCCCCCAUUGAGCUCUCAGAUUCGCCUGUUGCUUCUACACAAAGAGAGGUGAUUGUUGAAUUGGAUGACGAGAUAAAAAGGAAUCUCAAUGAUGAGUUUUCAGGCAAUGGGAAUGGAAAGAAGCUGAAGAUUAAAAUCAAGCAGGAAAAACUGU
Molecule: messenger RNA, 582 nt
Organism: Cuscuta europaea
Lineage: Eukaryota; Viridiplantae; Streptophyta; Magnoliopsida; Solanales; Convolvulaceae
Source: the annotation of a GenBank genome assembly